This is a messenger RNA of Seminavis robusta, 1419 nucleotides long. NCBI's taxonomy places the organism in Eukaryota, Bacillariophyta, Bacillariophyceae, Naviculales, Naviculaceae. The record is from the annotation of a GenBank genome assembly.
AUGUCUACUAGUAAUUUGCUGAGCACCUUGAUGGGUCUUGCCGACGGCGUGGUUGUGAGUUCUCAUGAUCCCUUUGCCUUUGCAAGUACAAGUGCUACUGGUAUCGGUAGUCAAGUUUUCUCCAAGAUUUGUGAACCAGAGGUGAAUGCUCUGGUGGAUUGUGCUUCCACUACGGGUCUCUUGUGUGGAAGUGAAAGUGAUCACAAUGCCGAAGAAACAUGUGCAGUACAUGUCCCUGUAGACAGUGCCAAUUCAAUGACUGACUCCAUCUGUGCCAUCUCCAUGUCCUACUAUUGCUGGAGUGACUGUUGCUCUUAUUCCUCACACUGCCAAGUCCAAGCUCAGCACAUGCUGGAUUGCUUUGCCACAGAAUUCAAUUGUGGUACCGACUUUGCUUGCAACAGUAAUAGCGCGGCCCUGCAUGCUAGCACUGAUAGUGACGGUAGUGACACUAUCCUGGAAUUGGAGCAUGACGAUGACUCUGAUUAUUCUUACCACUGGCCCUUCUCGAGGAGACGUCUCGACGAUUUUGGUGUGGGGGAUGGGGAUAACAUCGCAGAUGACUACGUUGUGCUGGGACCAGUCCCCUCCGCAACGAUUGACUGCUUUUCCAAAACAUCUUCCCUACAAGUCCAACAUAAGGGUACCGUCAUGAUUCAAGAUUUGCAAAUUGGGGACAUGGUACUCACCAAUUCACAUCCAUCAUCAUCUGAUUAUGAGGUUACCUACGAACCCAUCUAUUCCUUUGGACACUUUAGCCCGGGCACAAUGGGGACAUUCCACCGAAUCACAACUUCCCAUCCACAUUUACAACCCUUGGAAAUCACGUCGGGCCACCUCAUCUAUCACCAUGACAAACCAAAUCCCGUGCGAGCCGAUUCUCUUCGAGUCGGCGACGUCCUCCGGAUGGGUCCACAACCCGUCACGAUCACUUCCAUGGAACUGGUGGAACGAAAAGGACUCUACGAUGUCAUGACACCCUCUGGUCGUCUCGUCGUGGAUGGGCUUGCCGUUUCCUCCUAUAUUGCGCUGCAAGAAUCCCAUCCCGAAGUUUGGCAAAUACCCAUCUCAAACGCACUACCGGUAGUAGUCCAAAUACCCCAUCAAACCUUGGUGCAUUGGCUCGUCACGCCCUAUCGCAUGUUGUGCAUGGGAGUAUCGAGUCGCUUGUGUCAAGUCUAUACCGACAAGGGAAUCCCCUACUAUUUGGAUUACGGGAUCCUACUAGUACAAUGGGUGCAGCAGCAACAACAACCUGUCAUGCCGGUUCUAUUUCUAGUGUUGGCAAUGCCACUCGUGUGGCUACUGUGGUGCGUCGAGUUGGUGGUGGGUGCUCGUCGCGGACCACUGGCGAUCUUUGUCAUGGGAAUCGUUCUCGCGGCACGACGGAAACGCACGCACCCUUCGUGUGAAUUUUAG